GAAACAGAUCGGGUAAAGUCAAGCUGUUCGGAGUCUGUCAUUCGCUGGUUCAGUCCAGAAAGGCGGAGCUUGGAUGGGCGAUGAUGAGAGGACCCCACACGAUGGGCUGUCCUCUGCCUGCCUGCAGGAAAAGAGAGCUCUGGUCAGUUCAGUUAGUGUAGCAGUGGAGGCCAUCUUAUCUCAGUUCAGCUCUUCAAGGACUGUCGUUCAAAAGACUCUGUCUGUAGACGAGGCUCUCUCUGGAGACAGUAAUGUGAACCCGUCCCUGGGUCGACUGGUCGUGCAGUGCCUGUGUCCAGCUCUGCGAAGCCUCCUCUGUGAUGGACUUAAGCCCCAUCAGAGUGACCUCAUUGCGGGCAGGAGGCCAAAUUCACCCUGGGGAUUAGUUCAGGCCUCCACAAAACCAGGCGCUGGGAUCCAGGCUCUACACAGCCUGCAGGUUCGCGUGGCCCAGCUGCCCCAGCUCAGGCAGAGUGGACACAGGUUUAACUCUUUCCUCCUCGGCCUCCUCAAUAUAAAACUGCUGGAUUACUGGAUUUCACAUUUGCAGUCCUGCAGUGAUGUGUUGGAGACGUACUAUCGUCCCUCUUCCUUCAUGCGUCUGUCGCUCGGUUCCUGUCAGCCUCUCUUUGAGGAGCUUCUCCUACUGCUGCAGCCGCUCUCCCUCCUGACCUUUAACCUCGACCUCCUGUUUCAGCACCACCACUUUGACCCCGCCUCCCCGCUCCUUUCUCCACCCAAUCACAGCCCAGACACACCCCGCCCACCAGGCCAGAGCUCAGGCUUCCGACUGUCACCCAAGGGGCCAUCUCAGGACCGCCCUGAGAGCGCGUCAGAGUUCGACAUCAGGGGCAUGGAUUUACAAGCGGCCAAUCACAGCACUGAAAGCUCAGAGAGAGCCAAUCCUACAGCCAGUCCAAGUUCAGGGGCGGUGGCAUCGUGUAAGGGAGAGAUGAGCCCUCAGCUGCAGUGGGUGCGAGAGAAAGAGAUUGCGCCCCCUGUGGUUGAGAGCGUGAACAGUUUUUCUCAGCAGGCGGGCCAGGCUCUUCAGCAGGGCUGGGGGGUGGUGUUGAGUUGGGGAGAGCGUCUGGGGCAGAACUGGGGCGGUUUGGUCUCCUCUGGGUUAACAGGCACUGAUGCUCCUACCUCAGCAGACCAUGUGAAGACAGACCUGUCUCCAGAUAUGUGUCCAAAGCCAGGCUGGGGAAGCGCAGGGCCCAGAGACGAGUGCUCUCUGUCGGAGAGUGGAGGGGCUGGAUCCUGGAGGUUCAGUCGGCUGUUUGGAGCAUCUAGAAACCCCAACAAUCAAACAACACCAACCCCAGCAAGCAGGCGUCCAUCUCACUGGCUGUCCCCUGGAGUAUCAGUUCUGACCCGUAUGGCUAAUGCCGGCCCAACCCUGCUGGCCGACAGGAUAGAAGCGGAGAGAAACGGAGAGAAAGAGAAAAAGGAGGAGAAGAAAGAAACUGGAGAAAACCCGAGAGGCCUCAGGGCGGUGAGAACUCUAUGUGACCAUACGGGCACAGGGGAGGAGCUGAGCUUCAAGAAGGGGGAGGAGCUUGUUGUCCUAGGUGGUGUGGACCAAGACUGGAUUCGCUGUCGUCAAGGAGACAAGGAGGGACUUGUUCCCAUUGGCUACGCUUCCCUCAUUAUUUGACUUUCCCAUCUGUGAUUGGAUGAUGGUGUGAGUGGAGGCAGGGGGCUGCAGAGAUCAACAUGUGACUGAAUGAGAAAUUGAUAACACGUAUUGAUGUAGUAACUAGUAUCUGUUUAAAUGUUGACCUUCCACCUUUGUUGCCUGGUUUGUGAU
Chanos chanos (milkfish) is the source of this 1810-nucleotide messenger RNA. It is a transcript of the gene rusc1, whose product is annotated as RUN and SH3 domain containing 1. The record is from RefSeq and is a predicted model, not a curated record. The transcript is spliced from 10 exons. The coding region runs from base 74 to 1657 and encodes 527 amino acids. Gene Ontology annotation, molecular function: protein binding. Gene Ontology annotation, cellular component: cytoplasmic vesicle. Lineage: Eukaryota; Metazoa; Chordata; Actinopteri; Gonorynchiformes; Chanidae.